CAAAGGGGUGGUGACUGGUGAGUGGUGAUUAUGCAUUUUUGUUGACCGAAGGAGUAAUAUAUAAAGAGGGCCGCACAUAAGCCUAUGCUGAGAAACUCACCACCCGCUGUCAUCAUAUUGUUUGUUUAACUACUACUAUCCUUAUACUGGAGUAGUAGUUUUCUCUUCUUUGGGAUUGAGAAAUUUUCAUUCAAUGAAUUGAAUCUCCUAGCACUUCUUCUUCCCCCCUCUCUCUCCCUCUCUGUUUUUUUUUCCUUUCCGAAGCUUAAUUGUUGGCGAUCGAGAUGGAAAAAUCGAUGAGUCUCGAAGGGAUCAAGAACGAGACUGUUGAUCUGGAAAAAGUUCCUAUUGAGGAAGUGUUUGAGCAGCUGAAAUGCACAAGCGAAGGUUUAAGUUCAGAGGAAGGGGCCAACAGGCUUCAGAUCUUUGGACCAAACAAACUCGAAGAGAAAAAGGAAAGCAAGAUACUGAAGUUUCUUGGGUUCAUGUGGAAUCCGCUCUCGUGGGUGAUGGAAAUGGCAGCAAUAAUGGCAAUUGCGCUGGCUAAUGGCGAAGGAAAGCCUCCGGAUUGGCAGGACUUUGUGGGCAUUAUUUGCUUGCUUGUGAUCAAUUCCACCAUCAGUUUCAUUGAAGAAAACAAUGCUGGUAAUGCUGCUGCUGCUCUUAUGGCUGGUCUUGCCCCAAAAACUAAGGUACUUAGGGAUGGUCGAUGGAGCGAGCAAGAUGCUGCGAUUCUGGUUCCAGGGGACAUCAUUAGUAUCAAAUUGGGAGACAUCGUCCCAGCCGAUGCUCGUCUCCUUGAGGGUGAUCCUUUAAAAAUUGACCAAUCUGCCCUAACUGGAGAAUCGCUUCCAGUGACCAAAAACCCUUCGGAUGAAGUCUUCUCCGGUUCCACUUGCAAACAAGGUGAGAUCGAAGCAGUUGUCAUCGCCACUGGUGUCCACACCUUCUUUGGAAAGGCUGCACAUCUUGUUGACAGCACAAACCAAGUUGGGCACUUCCAAAAAGUGCUCACUGCAAUCGGAAACUUCUGUAUUUGUUCCAUUGCGGUUGGAAUACUGGUGGAGAUUGUUGUUAUGUACCCGAUUCAAAAAAGGAAGUACAGAGAUGGGAUUGACAAUCUCCUUGUUCUAUUAAUCGGAGGCAUUCCCAUCGCUAUGCCCACCGUUUUGUCUGUGACAAUGGCUAUUGGGUCACACAGAUUGUCACAGCAGGGUGCCAUUACCAAGAGAAUGACUGCCAUUGAGGAGUUGGCAGGAAUGGAUGUUCUCUGCAGUGACAAGACCGGAACCCUAACCCUAAACAAACUUUCUGUUGACAAAAGCUUGAUUGAAGUUUUUGCAAAGGGUGUGGAUAAAGAUCAUGUGUUGCUUCUUGCUGCUAGGGCUUCUAGAACUGAAAACCAGGAUGCUAUUGAUGCUGCAAUUGUUGGGACGCUAGCUGAUCCAAAGGAGGCACGUGCUGGUGUUAGAGAGGUGCAUUUCUUCCCAUUCAAUCCCGUGGACAAGAGAACUGCUUUAACCUACAUUGAUGCAGAGGGAAGAUGGCAUCGAGCUAGCAAAGGUGCCCCUGAACAGAUCUUAACCCUUUGCAAUGCCAAGGAAGAUUUUAAGAAAAAGGUCCAUUCCAUAAUUGAUAAGUUUGCUGAACGUGGACUCCGGUCAUUGGCUGUUUCAAGCCAGGAAGUGCCUGAGAAAACCAAGGAAAGUGCGGGUGGGCCAUGGCAAUUUGUUGGAUUGUUGUCCCUCUUUGAUCCUCCUAGGCAUGAUAGUGCAGAGACAAUCCGCAGGGCUCUGCAUCUUGGUGUAAAUGUCAAGAUGAUUACUGGUGAUCAACUUGCCAUUGCUAAGGAGACUGGACGAAGACUUGGCAUGGGAACGAACAUGUACCCAUCUGCUUCUUUACUUGGUAACCACAAGGAUGAAUCUAUAGCUGCCCUUCCAAUUGAAGAAUUGAUCGAGAAGGCAGAUGGGUUUGCCGGAGUAUUUCCAGAGCAUAAAUAUGAAAUCGUGAAGAAAUUGCAAGAGAGGAAGCACAUAUGUGGAAUGACAGGAGACGGUGUGAAUGAUGCCCCUGCUCUGAAGAAGGCAGACAUUGGAAUUGCUGUUGCUGAUGCUACUGAUGCCGCAAGAGGUGCUUCUGACAUUGUGCUCACAGAACCUGGGCUGAGUGUCAUCAUCAGUGCUGUGUUGACCAGUAGAGCUAUUUUCCAGAGGAUGAAGAAUUACACAAUAUAUGCAGUCUCCAUAACAAUCCGUAUAGUGUUUGGGUUUAUGUUUAUCGCCUUGAUAUGGAAGUUCGACUUUUCUCCGUUCAUGGUUUUGAUCAUUGCUAUUCUAAACGAUGGAACCAUAAUGACAAUAUCGAAGGAUCGGGUGAAGCCAUCUCCUCUGCCAGAUAGCUGGAAACUGAAUGAGAUCUUUGCUACUGGUAUAGUUCUUGGAAGUUACUUAGCAUUGAUGACAGUGAUAUUUUUUUGGGCAAUGAAGGAUACUGACUUCUUCCCGGAUAAAUUUGGUGUAAGGCCAUUAAAGGAUAGCAAAAAUGAAAUGAUGGCUGCUCUAUACCUGCAAGUGAGUAUUGUGAGUCAGGCUCUGAUAUUUGUCACUCGAUCUCGCAGCUGGUCCUUUAUUGAACGCCCUGGAGCGUUACUGAUGGGUGCCUUCAUGAUUGCGCAACUGGUGGCGACUCUGAUAGCGGUCUACGCGAACUGGGGAUUCGCUAAAAUUAAAGGAUGUGGUUGGGGAUGGGCUGGUGUUAUUUGGGUUUACAGCAUUGUCUUCUAUGUGCCACUUGACGUGAUGAAGUUCGCCAUUCGGUAUAUCUUAAGUGGCAAGGCUUGGAACAACUUGUUAGAUAACAAGACUGCUUUCACCUCAAAGAAAGAUUACGGCAAGGAGGAGAGGGAAGCUCAAUGGGCACUUGCUCAAAGGACAUUACAUGGGCUUCAGCCACCAGAAACCUCUAGUGUCUUCAACGAUAAAAGCAGCUACAGAGAACUGUCAGAAAUCGCUGAACAAGCUAAGAGGAGAGCUGAGGUUGCAAGGCUUCGGGAGCUUCAUACGCUCAAGGGACAUGUGGAGUCAGUGGUGAAGCUGAAAGGGCUGGACAUUGAUACCAUCCAGCAGCAUUACACAGUUUGAAAUAUUCCAUCAAAUACUAACCGUGAGGGGAAGGGCUGCGGACCCAAGAAAAACCUAAUCAUGAAGAAGGGAAUUCCUUCACUAGCUAGAAAAUAGGAACCUUUCUGUCCCGUAAAUUUCCAUAUCUGUCUACCUUUUACUCUCUUUUGUAUUUCAAGUGGCCAGAGAAAACAUUGUGCUUGGCUUCUUUAUAUUUUAUGCUGAGCAAAUUAUGAGCGUAUCUUCUAAAAUUGUUUAUUUUGCUGCA
Messenger RNA from Rhododendron vialii, 3390 nucleotides. RefSeq names its product plasma membrane ATPase 4-like. Gene Ontology annotation, molecular function: P-type proton-exporting transporter activity; ATP hydrolysis activity; ATP binding. The record is from RefSeq and is a predicted model, not a curated record. The transcript has 16 exons. Bases 285 to 3143 code for a protein of 952 amino acids. Gene Ontology annotation, biological process: regulation of intracellular pH; proton export across plasma membrane. NCBI's taxonomy places the organism in Eukaryota, Viridiplantae, Streptophyta, Magnoliopsida, Ericales, Ericaceae. Gene Ontology annotation, cellular component: plasma membrane.